Messenger RNA from Cordyceps militaris CM01, 423 nucleotides. RefSeq lists its product as uncharacterized. Bases 1 to 423 code for a protein of 140 amino acids. The record is from RefSeq and is a predicted model, not a curated record. Lineage: Eukaryota; Fungi; Ascomycota; Sordariomycetes; Hypocreales; Cordycipitaceae. The transcript has a single exon.
AUGUCUGAUUUGCAGGCCACCCAACACCCACCCACCUACCACGACAGUCCCUAUUAUGCCUAUCUCAUACAGACAUACAAGGGAAACGGUGCCGGCGACUGGCAUCGGUGGUUGGUGGCCGCCGCUUGCCGCGAGGACAUGAAGACCUUUUUCCGAGGACUGCAAAAGUAUUCCGCCACCAGCAACGCAACAAUCACCGACGUGAAGCCCGUCAACUUGGCUUGGUGGACUUUUAAAGCACCAGAAGGCUACAACGUGCGGGAGCUUGUCAAGCAGAUUUACCAGUCAUACCCCUCCUGGUACGGAGACAUCGCAGAGCUGAGCGAGAGUCUCGGCAAGAUUGCUGUGACGGUGAUGGAUGAUGCUGGAGGAAGAAACUGGCCCAUCCUUCCUACCCAGAACGUUUCGCUGUACGACUACUGA